AUGCAUCCAUUGACUUGGCAGCACAGCCUUUUGCCCGUCAUGGCCAUGUCGUAUCUGUUCCAGUUCCUCGACAAGUCUGCCUUGAGUUACACCGCCAUCAUGGGUCUGCGCGAUGACAUGGGACUCUCUGGCGCAGAAUAUUCCUGGGCGACAAGCAUCUACUACUUUGGGUACCUCGUCGCGUCGUACCCUGCUGGUGUUAUCAUGGUCCGGCUUCCUGUGGGCAAAGUGAUCGCGGUUUCAGUUCUUGUUUGGGGCGCCAUCCUCAUGCUGACGGCUGUCUGUUCCAAUGGUGCUGGUCUACUGGCGAACCGCAUCAUGCUCGGUGUCGCUGAAGCCGCCAUUGCUCCGGGUCUCAGCAUCAUAGUUUCCAUGUGGUACAAGCGCUCCGAGCAGCCACUCCGACACGGGGCCUGGUUUCUUGGCAACACUAUAGCUGGCAUCUUCGGCGGGAUAGUGGCCUAUGCCAUCGGCCAUAUCAACAGCAUUGCUCCGUGGAAGGCCGUCUUUCUCAUUUUCGGAGGCAUUACCACCGCAUGGUCCUUCGCCAUAUUCUUCCUGCUCCCGGAUACCCCGAUGAAAGCGCGGUUUCUGAGCGAAGCCGACCGGGUCAAAGCUAUCGAGCGCAUCGAAGAGAACAUGACGGGCAUCAAGAGUGACAAGUUCAAGUGGUACCAGUGCGUUGAGGCACUGACGGACGUCAAGGCCUGGCUCCUCUUCACGAUCCAAAUCAGCGCCCAGAUCGCCAACGGUGGCGUGCAUGGUUUCGGGUCCAUCGUGAUCAAGGGCAUGGGUUUCAGCACGCUCAACACUCUCCUUGUACAGAUGCUCAGUUCCGUGUUCCAGCUUGUCUUUGUUUUGAUGGCGACUGGCGGUAGCACGUACUUCCGCAAUAGCCGUACAUACUGGAUGGCGUGGAAUUUGGCGCUGUCGAUAGCCGGUGCGGCCAUGGUUCGACAGAUUGCAGCCGAGUCGAAAUGGGCAAGGUUUAUGGGGUACUGUCUGACGGUCGCGUACAGCGCCAAUUUCCCAAUGGUCUUGUCCAUGUCUUCGGGUAAUUUCGGCGGGUUUACCAAGAAGACGACUGUAAAUGCCAUGAUAUUUAUUGCAUAUUGUGCCGGUAACAUUAUCGGACCGCAGUUGUUUUUUGAAUGGGAAGCACCCUCAUACAAGUCUGGAUUCCUGGCCAUGCUGGUUUGCUAUGGUGUUGGUGUCUUGAUGUGCUUUGUGCUCCGGUACUAUCUCAUUUGGGAGAACAAGCGGCGAGACAGUAUUGGAGAAGUCCUCGACACAGGCGUCGGUGACCACGUGCCAUUGAACCUACUUGAUAAAACUGAUAAAGAAAUUCCUCAGUUCAGAUAUGUAUAUUAA
Colletotrichum truncatum is the source of this 1371-nucleotide messenger RNA. RefSeq names its product major facilitator superfamily transporter. Gene Ontology annotation, biological process: transmembrane transport. Gene Ontology annotation, molecular function: transmembrane transporter activity. The record is from RefSeq and is a predicted model, not a curated record. NCBI's taxonomy places the organism in Eukaryota, Fungi, Ascomycota, Sordariomycetes, Glomerellales, Glomerellaceae. Gene Ontology annotation, cellular component: membrane.